GGGGGGGGGGGGGCGGCGGGCGGCCAGCCUGGGAGAGAUGCUGCGGGAGGUGGAGGCGCUGAUGGAGGACACGCAGCACAAGCUGCGCAAUGCCGUGCAGGAGAUGGAAGCUGAAGAGGAGGGGGCAAAAAAGUUGUCAGAAGUCAGUUUUGAAGAGUUACCUCCCAACUACCACAAUGAGUCCAACACAGAAACCAGAGUGGGCAACAGAACUGUCCACACUCAUCAGGAAAUUGAUAAGGUUACAGAUAACAAAACUGGAUCAACAGUUUUUUCUGAGACAGUUAUUACAUCCAUAAGAGAUGGAGAAAACAAAAGGAAUCAUGUAAUUUUGGUCUUGGCAAUGUAG
Molecule: messenger RNA, 349 nt
Organism: Ficedula albicollis (Collared flycatcher)
Lineage: Eukaryota; Metazoa; Chordata; Aves; Passeriformes; Muscicapidae
Gene: DKK3
Product: dickkopf WNT signaling pathway inhibitor 3
Exons: 4
Coding region: 38-349 (103 amino acids)
Source: RefSeq, a predicted model, not a curated record